CCAGAAUAAAACAACUCUUAUACUCGUACUCGCCCUGGUUCUGUGCUAUUUUAUUAGCACUGUUAGCUUUGUCUUCUGUUUAUUUCGGGCCAUCGCAUUCGGUUCGGCUCCAAUAAAAUCAGUGGUUUAUGACUUGUUUGUACCAAAACGCAAGGGACAGACAAGAUCCUUGCCUUGCUAGAGCUUGUAGGGCGGCAAACCUUGCACAUUGCAAACUGCCGGGCUUACUCGCGUCUCGACCUCAACCUGAUUUCGACUUUGCAGUUAACUUAUCACAUAUUGCCCUGCUGGAUUAAGUAGGAAAUUGUUCCCCAGCCCUACAAACUGCGAAGGACACAGAUCUUUUUGGGCACAUACGCACAUCCUCAGACUUUGGACGAACCGAACACACUCCCGGCCCUUGCGCGUCAUUACCUUGGCGGAUCGAAGCGCUUCCACGUACCCCGCCACAGUAGGCGCGACUAAGAAGGGAACUCAAUCCCAUCCAUCGUCAUUGCUCUCACCCACUCGACCCUAAGGAACCUGGAGACGUCAGCACUUGGCUUUUUUUUUUUUUUUUGCUGCAACCUCGGCGCCAUUAUUUGCUAGAUUUGCUGGCGCGAGCCUUCUUUCUCAACACAACAAACACGCACAUACACUCGGCAGAUAUCAUGGCAUCCUUAGCAGCGCCUGAAAACGGCACAGCCGUCAAGGAGAACGGUGCGGCUCAUGAGAAUGGUGCGGCCACCGGCGAAACGAGAGAACUUCCGGUCCGCACAAUUAGCACAAAAUCUAUACCACCACCAGGCCAGUCGUUAACUGGCAAGCAAGAGCAUUACCUCAAACGUGAACUCGUCGCCGAACAAGUCAAGAAAGAAAUCUCAGAGCUCAACUCGCCAACGGCAUUGCGCCGAUUUGGUGCCCCCUUCAAAUCAGACCUGGGUGAAGUCUCACCACUAGACUCCGACCUCCCAAUCCUCCGAUACAUCUUUGUCCAUCAUGUGCGCGAGUUCCCGUUCCUCGACAAGGCGAGGGAAAAGGAGUUUUGGCAGGACAAGCUGCAGGUCUUCCUCGAGUCCUUUGCUAGUAAGAACAUUUCGUCCUCGGAGGACCGUCUGGAGGAGACCAAGAGGCGCAAGCUUGCACUCAAGGCGCAGAAGCUGGUUGAGCUCAUGAUUGUAUCUGGCGUACCCACCUCAUCGGGCUACGAGGAGCGUAUAAGAUUUUCCGAGCUCGAGGUUGUGGACCGUGAUGCCAUUGACACAGGUGUUCUGUCGACCAUGCCCGAAGGCAACUACCUCAACGGCUGGGAUGUCAAUGUGUGCGCUGUCCGCAUCAGCUCGACCAAGAGGAACAUCAGGCACCACAAGCAUGCAGAAUUCAUCCUGCGCGUAAAGAGGAAAGGCGAGAUGGAGCAUUUCGUCGCGCGCAGAUAUGGUGACUUUUCUAAAAUGCGUAAUGCCCUGCGGACCGAGCUUCCAGGAAAGAUUCUCCCGCCAUUGCCGAAGAAGAACAAGAGCAACACGUCGGCUGCGAGCAUUCUUGGUAACUUCUCGCGCAAAGAUGAUGACGACAACUCCUCGGUGUCGUCCGUCUCGACACAAAUGACAGGCAAAGAUGGCUCCGAUGGCGGUAAAACUUUGUCUGUCAGAAGCCUCGCAGGUCACAGGAGGAGUGCCUCGUUGUCCGGUCGGGGGUCACCUCGUGUUUCUACGGAUGGUCAACGUAGCCCUGGCCACAAAUCAGACACUGUAUUGUUUCGCGAGAAUCAAAGAAUCUCGUUGAGAGCGUUUCUGCGAUCGUUGUUGCAGAACACCCAACUGGCCCACACUAAAGCUAUGCAGGAAUUUCUUACUCGUGACUCGAUAACGCCAACCGACGAUGAUAUUAGGGACAUUAUACGAAGAAAGGAAGUUGACGAGAAGCGCAUGGAGGAACAAAAGAAGUUUUACGACAUUGCACGGAAACGGGCAGCCGAGUUGGAUUCAUACAUGGAACAGUUCCGCCAAGAUAUCGUCGAGCGCAAUGGCCUUACUAUGCUUUUCCAGGAGAUCAAAGAGAAAGAGACCAUUCAGGACCUAAGCAUACAAUACCAAAAGUUUGCAGAAUGGCUGCGGAUCGAGGUUGCGGCUACCAUUUACCAUCUUUUCCUAGCUGAGGAUAACUCCCCAGAGCUGUUUGCGCAGGCCAAGAGGAUACACUCCCUUAUGCCAUAUACACUCAUGAAGAAUGCAAUUCGGAUCGCAAACCCAGCGGCAGUCAUGUCGGGCAUCCUCGACAUUUUCCUAGCGCAACCGUUUGGCACGCGAUCGCUGUUACAGCGAAUCUUUUCAAUGACGCUAAAUGACGGCAUCCGAAAUUUCCAAAAGUCGAUCGAUGCGCUCGCGGCUAGGAUCGACGACCAGCUUUUUGUGGACAAGCUGAAGAAGUUUACCGAGGCUGAGGAGCAUAUCAAGUUGGCGAUUCGCGAGGAGGCUGAGGCUGAUGACGUCGACAUAGUCGUGGCAAUCUUGCGAUCUGAGCUGAUUGAGCCUCCGUUGACGGCUGAGCAGAUUGGGAGGCUCUACAAUGCAUACGUAGCUUUCAACAGCGCCGUGGAGAACGUCGACGAGGAGCUCAAGCAAGGCGCACAACUCUUCUCGUACUUGAAGCAAAUGCUCAAACUUCAAUUACGGCAACGCGACAAGGAAAUGAUGUUGCAUUUGAUCGAGGAACCAGUAACUCUUCAGCUGUUCAGAGAUCUGUUUACGAUAUUCUACGAGCCUUUGGUCCGUGUGUACAAAUCAGCCAACGUGUACAAUAGUAUUACAGAUUUUGCAAUGUUUGUGGAUGACACGAUACAGGUUGUUGAUCAAUGUCGCGAGCAAGAUGCCUCAGCCGAUCCCAACCAGACUGUACAGGCAUUCAUUGAUCUUUGCCAACGACACGAGCACAACUUUUACAAGUUUGUUCACGAAGUGCACACACAUGACAAUGGGCUCUUCACGCAGCUCAUGGGUUGGAUCGAAGGCAUUCUGGAGUUCCUUAGGCACGGACCCAAGAAUGGCACUCUCGAUAUCAACGCGCUGUUCGAGGGUGGUAUUAGCACGGGGGUUGUGGACAAAGAAAAGGCGAUUGCGGAGAUCAACCAACUGAUCGCAUGGCAGGAGGCGCGCAAAAAGUGGCACCAGGACAAGACGCGGCAGAAAAUGGCGGCCGAGGGUGGCGUGGACGGCACCGUCGGUGUGCCGGUGGGAUUCAGGUCGAGCGACUUUGGGCUUGACCAGAUGGACCUGCAAGACAUGGCGUACGACGACGACAGCGGCACGGACGAGGAGGAUGCCGAGAUCGAGGACGAGCUGGACCCUGUUGAGGCCGAGCGCAGGCGCAGGGCCAAACAGCGUGAUAGGCUGCGGAGGAGGGCAGGCGAGCCCGAGAAACCGGCCAUUUCAGAGGUGCACAAGCUGAGAGAAAACUUCCUUUCGAUGCUUCGGAUGGUUUUGGCUGAGUAAUGGGAUAUUAUGGGAACGAACCUGGACAAGAUUGGUUAUUCGGGGCUUUUUUCUUUUGGUUUAUGUUGAUAGUUGGGGUUGGAACAAUACCAAGGAUAUGGGUGUCUUGGUUUUUCGGAGAACACUUAACUCUUUGCAGUGGGGAUCGUUCUUUCACCGGAGCACAACAUGGUUUUGUGGGCGCUGUAUAAUGUGCAGUAUAGAGGGUACAUAUCUGCGUGGCGUUCCAUAACUUGCAUCAUUCUAAUAGUGUCAUUCUGCUUCAAUGAGUAGUUUGCAAAGUGGUUCAGUUGGGCAGCAAAGAACUUUUUGCGG
Molecule: messenger RNA, 3785 nt
Organism: Pyricularia grisea
Lineage: Eukaryota; Fungi; Ascomycota; Sordariomycetes; Magnaporthales; Pyriculariaceae
Exons: 7
Coding region: 651-3470 (939 amino acids)
Molecular function (GO): phosphatidylinositol binding
Source: RefSeq, a predicted model, not a curated record